AUGGAGCCAGAGGUACAGACGGAGUUUGUACCCAAGCUUUAUCAAAUGCUGGACAACCCGAACUAUCAUGAAAUCGUGUCCUGGGGUGAAGAGCCAGGCUCUUUUGUCAUUUAUGAUACUACUGCAUUUCAAGAGCUUGUUAUCCCGGAGGUGUUCAAGCACUCUAAUUUCUCAUCGUUUGUGAGGCAACUGAACAAGUACGACUUUCAUAAGCUGCGCUUCAAGGAUAAGCCGUCGAAAUUCUGCCAGUUCCAGCACCCCGACUUCAAACCAGAGAAUCGAGACCGCACCUACCUGAUUAAACGGAAGGAGGUCCAGGCUCGGAAACAAAUCCCUGCAUCACUAAUUGAGGAUUUUCAAAGGCAAUUGGAUGCAUUAUACUACCGUGUGGAUAGCCUGGAGAUGGAAAAUACCCACAUGCUGGGCAUAGUGAACCGGCAAGAUCAACUGAUAAAACAGUUGCAGCAGAUGGCGAUGGGCGCGGAUCAAGUGCUGCAUUUUUUGGUAGCACUGGAUGAUGCGGAGGGUCGUAAUAUUUGUUCUCAGUUCCUCGCAGACUUUGCUCCGAACAAGGUCCAAAUAGACCAGGCGGUUUCCGGCACAGAGGUACUUGAAAUGACCCAACGCAAAAACUAUCGUUGUAUUGUAAUUGAUCUGGUGCUGCCUGCAAUUGAUGGCAUGUCUGUAACAGAUGUUUUGCGAAGUCGAGGCUUCUUGAACGCUAUUAUUAUUUGUGUCGAAGAAGAUGUCGACAGCUCUCGACGUGACAAUUUCUUUAAACGUGGAGCUUCAGGGAUCCUCAACCGACCGUUCAAUCGCAACGUUUUUUACGAGCAACUUAAACUUUUGGGCGUCUGA
Messenger RNA from Wickerhamiella sorbophila, 858 nucleotides. Its product is annotated as Transcription factor prr1. Gene Ontology annotation, biological process: phosphorelay signal transduction system; regulation of DNA-templated transcription. Bases 1 to 858 code for a protein of 285 amino acids. The transcript has a single exon. The record is from RefSeq and is a predicted model, not a curated record. Gene Ontology annotation, molecular function: DNA-binding transcription factor activity; sequence-specific DNA binding. Lineage: Eukaryota; Fungi; Ascomycota; Dipodascomycetes; Dipodascales; Trichomonascaceae.